Messenger RNA from Dryobates pubescens (Downy woodpecker), 4146 nucleotides. It is a transcript of the gene NHSL3, whose product is annotated as KIAA1522 ortholog. The record is from RefSeq and is a predicted model, not a curated record. Bases 301 to 3768 code for a protein of 1155 amino acids. Gene Ontology annotation, biological process: cell differentiation. The transcript has 7 exons. NCBI's taxonomy places the organism in Eukaryota, Metazoa, Chordata, Aves, Piciformes, Picidae.
GCUCAGCUUUCCUGGAGCACCCACGCGUGCCUACCGGAGAGAUGGGGCUGGGAGGGUGCUCUGGGAUCCGAGGGAUGAUUCCGGCAGGCCCCUCCUCUCCCUGCCCGAGCCAUUGGCUCCGGCACCGCCGCCUGCCAGAGCUGAGCUCCGCCGAGGCUGGAGGGGAUGGGAGCUGGCGGUUGAGAGAAGCCAUCCUCGUCUCCCGUGGCCACCCGGGGGCCACGCCGGAGCCCGCUCGGCUCCGCCAUGUAGCGUCCCGGCCUCCUCCACCCGGCCGCGGUGGAGGGCGAGAGCGGCCGCAUGGGCAACGCGCACCGCAAGAGGAGCCCGGGGGGCGUCAAGGCCGGACCCCCAUGGCCCUUCGGCCGCGCCGGGAAGCCAGCGGCAGGCACUGCCAAGGGCGAGGGGGAGAAGCGGCUGAGCGUGCAGUACACGGCGGCCGAGGAGUGCCCCGACAAUGUCUUCUUCCCCAGCACCCGGCCCCCGCACCUGGAGGAGCUCCACAACCAGGCUCAGCAAGGACUGAAGUCCCUGCAGCACCAGGAGAAGCAGAAGCAGACCAAAAGUGCCUGGGACCACGGGGACACCAGCAGCCUCCAGUCCUGCGCAUCCUCGGAGGAUGAGAGCCUCUCCUUCCGGAGCCGGGCGGCCUCCUGUGCCACGGACAGCGCCUCUGAGGACGCCCUCUCCAUCCGCUCCGAGAUGAUCCAGCGGAAAGGUUCCACCUUCCGACCGCACGACUCCUUCCCCAAGUCCUCAGAGAGGGCUGGCAAGAAGAGGAAGGACAGGAGGACAACGGUGCUGGGCAUCCCCCAGCAUGUCCAGAAGGAGCUGGGUCUCAGGAGCAGCCGGGAAGCCAAGGGCCAUGCUGAGGUGGAUGGGCGAGGGCAGGGGGAGCUGGGGGGCAGCCAGGCUCCGCAGCCCUUGCUGAACGGCGGGCAGGUCCCUGGCGACGCCGUCCGCAUCCCCACCAUCGACGGGAAGCUGGAGCCGCAGGCUGCCCCCGGGGGGGCUCGUGUCUGUCUGGGAGCCUUGGAGGAGGCAGACAUGGCCCUGCAGAAGCACAUCAACCAGGUUUACUACGACGACAGCCUGCUGGGGAGGAAGACGGCGGCCAAGCUGUCCCCCAUGGCGAGGCCAAAGUCGUUGGCCGUGCCGGGCAUGACCACCAACGCCAGCCCCCCGGAGCUGCUGAGCCCAGUCAUGUCCAUCUCGCCCCAGGGCACCUACAUGUCCAAGAUCAUCCCCAACGCCAUCCUGCCGCCCAUGGUGGAUGUGGUGGCCCUGACGCGGAGCAGCGUGCGGACGCUGAGCCGCUGCAGCCUGGUGUCCUCCAGCCCGGCCUCGGUGCGCUCCCUCGCCCGCUUCUCGGAGCGCGGCGCCCGCAGCCGCCAGCCCUCCUCCUCCAGCGACAACUGGAGCCACUCGCAGUCCACAGAGACCAUCGUCUCCAACAGCUCCACCAUCUCCUCGCAGGGGGGCUCCGACCGCCGGCAGCCCGAGGCGGGGCCGUGUGCCGAGGUCGAUGCCUCGGCUCGCUCCGAUGCCGACCAAGUCAGUGUCUACAGCUCUGCCAGCUUCGCCAGCUCCUGCUCCAAGCCUGUCAGCAGCCCCACGCCUGUGGUCCCCGGGCUCCUGGCCGUGGGGAGCAGCAGCGGCCGAGCGUCUCCCACCUACAGCACAAGCAGCCAGGCCGAGGGCUCGGACACGGGCAGCCUGGCCAGCGAGCGCUCCUCCACCCGCAGCGUCUCCCUCAGGAAGAUGAAGAAGCCCCCAGCUCCCCCUCGCAGGACCUACUCGCUGCACCAGAAGGCCGAGGGGGAGCUCAAAGUGCUGGGGUUGCCCCCCAAGCCCGACCGGCGAGCCCAGCGGGAGACCUGGUCCCCGCAUCCCGAGCCCUUCAGCCCCACGGCCGAGGAUGAGGUCUUCUCCCCGUCGUCACUGAGCGAGACCAGCAGCCUCCGCUCCGAGAGCCUGGCUGGUGCCAGCUCGCCCGAGGCCUCGCGGGGCAGCCCCGGGGUGACAGUGGUGCUGAGGGAGCCCCAGGCUCAGCCCAAGUGGAGCUGCCUGGAUGGGUCCGACCGCACCAUGUCCCCUUCCAGCGGCUACUCCAGUCAGAGUGGGACGCCCACGCUGCCCACCAAGGGGCUGGGACCCCCAUCUGUAUCCCCGGGCAGGGCUCAGCCCCAGAAGCUGGACCGGGUCUGCACCCUGCAGUCCCCUGCGCUCUCCGUGUCCUCCUCCCUCACCUCCAUUUCCUCCUCGGCCUCAGACCCAGCGCCCCCUGAGACUCUUCCCUGCCGCUCGGACCGGUUCAUCAUCCCACCGCACCCCAAGGUGCCUGCUCCCUUCUCUCCACCACCCAUCAAACCCCAGCAGCCCGUGGCGCCCACUGGCCCCCUCCUCCCCUCGCCAGACCCACCAGUGCCCAGCACUGCCUGCCAGGAGCCCUCGGCCAAGCCCAGCGGCAAGUCUCCACCACCAUCACCACCACCUGCCUACCACCCGCCUCCCCCACCGGCAAAGAAGAUGGAAGGGAGCCCCGAGGGCACCGGCGAAACCUCCACCGACACCACCUGGCCCCCCCCGCCCCCGCCGGCUCCUGAGGAUCACGACCUGUCCAUGGCAGACUUCCCCCCUCCAGAUGAAAGCUACUUCUCCAGCCUGCCCGAUGCUGCUCCGGCGGCCGGGCAGAAGGCGGCACCAAGCCUGGGGGCUGCGUCCUCCUCCUUCUCAGCUGCCGUCACCUCCCGCAGCCAGCAGCCAGCCCCCCCGGCCGGGGCACCGCAGCCACCUGCCCCUGCUGAACCCCUUCCCGAAGCCACCGUGCCCCUGCCACCACCGCCACCGCCCCUGCCCCCUCCAGCAGCUCCGGCUCCACCGCUCCAAACCAGCCUUAAGAAGGUGGCCAACGGCCCCCGGGCAGACCCCAAGAAGGAGCCGGCGUCUCGGAGCAAGAGCAGCCCGGUGGCCAAGGAGGAUGCCAGCCUGCCCAUCGUCACCCCCUCGCUGCUGCAGAUGGUUCGGCUGCGCUCCGUCAGCGUGGAGCCGGCCGCCGGGGGCGCGGCCGGGGCCGGGGCCGGUGCCGAGGAGCGGCUGGCACCCCAAAAACCUGUCCGCCGCUCCCUGUCCACACGGCAGCCCCCCCCUGCCAAAGACGCGGUGCCUUCAAACCAGCUCCACCACGCCGUGCACCUCAAGGCUGCAGCCCUCUCCUCCGACGAGGCUGCCGAGAAGCCGCCGCCGCGCCCCGGAGCGUCCCCGCCCGGCGCCGAGGGGCCCCCCGCGGAUGGGCAGCUCUCCCCCAGGAGCAAGUCGCCGGCCUCCACCGCCAGCUUCAUCUUUGCCAAGAGCUCCAAGAAGCUGGUGAUCGAGACGGCCUCGUCCCCCGAGGCCCAGGCUGACCUGAAGAGGAACUUGGUGGCCGAGCUGAUGAAUUUCUCCGGGCAGCGCUCGGCAGCCCCUGCUGCCCCCCAGCAGGGUCCUGGCAAACCACAAACUCACCGGAAACCUGGCAAGGUUCCACCUCCAGUAGCCAAGAAGCCUUCCCUUGGCCCGGGGCUGGCUCCUUCCUCUCUGAGCCCAAAGGUCCCAGGGGCAGAGGCGCUGGGCUCCGCUGUGCCGGAUGGGAAAGCCAAGGCAGUGCCAGCAGAUGAGAGCAGGACUAAGAGCAAGCCGGCAGGGACGGUGGCCUUGGGGAUGGAGGGCAGGAGCACCACGGAGCCACCAGCUCAGAGCCCACAAGAUGGCCGGGGAGAGACAGCCUGAAGGAGAAAGCUGCAGGACUGGUGCCCCCAUGGACAGGAAUCCAAAUCUCUCAGGGACCUGGGCAGGUCAAUGGACGAGUGUGGAACUGGCAACUAACUUAAUACAGGAAGCAAACAGCCUUAGCCUCCACGGCCUUGAUGAUAUUUAUGCAAAAAUGGUGUUGGUUUCACUUUCCUAAGUACUGCAGCUUUUAUUUUGCUCUUUUUUUUAAGUACUGGACUCAGAGGCCUGUGCCCAGAGCCACCUCAGAGGCCUGUGCCCAGAGCCACCUCAGAGGCCUGCGCCCAGGGCCACCUCCUCUCCCUGCCAGCUGCUGCUUGGUUUGUGUGUGCAGAGCAGAGCAGCAGGGCAGAGAGGAGGGAGCUGGAGCCACUGGAG